This is a messenger RNA of Folsomia candida, 1263 nucleotides long. RefSeq lists its product as uncharacterized. NCBI's taxonomy places the organism in Eukaryota, Metazoa, Arthropoda, Collembola, Entomobryomorpha, Isotomidae. The record is from RefSeq and is a predicted model, not a curated record. The transcript has 2 exons. The coding region runs from base 55 to 1263 and encodes 402 amino acids.
UACAACUUUAUCGCAAGCAUUUUUUUGCACUCUUUUUUGUACUAUUGCAAAUUAAUGUAUAAAUUCGACAUGUCUUUCCACCACCUCUUUUACCCUUUAAUAUUUCUACGUUCUAUUCCCAUCGUCCUUGGUAAAGGACCCAACGUGUCGUGCCUCGUGUCCUGGUUUCCCAGCAGUCUUGGCGUCAAACUGCCGGAAAAUGCGUUGGAAUGUGCCGCCGGUACUGGAGAAUUUGUUGGAAAAGUGUUUCAUAACGGGGGAUGGUAUGGAGGGCGGGUCAUACCCGAUAAAGGCGCCAUCUACGCCAACGUUGGCUCGAACCUUGUCAUAACCUCCCCCUCCUACCAAGUCCUCCUCGUCCCCCCGCACUGCUCGCUAACCUGGAUCCCCGGCUCGCUCGGAUCCAUCCCCUCCCACCCCGUCGAGGUCAACGCCGGUCCCACAAAUUUCCUCGUGGCAAGGGCCCUCGACCCUUCCGGAUGGCAAACCAUGUGCGGAUAUCUAAACCCUGCCCACGCCUCGGUCCUAUUCUCCUCCUCCCGGGACCCCCUCCUCCCCCAGGAUUCGCCCACCUAUGAAAUCCUCACCUCUCAAUACCACCCGUUAGACGCGGAACUUAAGAAACUCGUCUUUACCACGUCCACCCUCCGAAAUUCGGACACUACCCGGGAAACAAUCGGGCACGAGGGUUUAUUCGUGGCCGGCGGGACGGCCGCCCUGGGCGCGCCGGGGCUCCCGAGUUAUAACAUUGAGCACAAAAAGGGCCUCCUAGAGCGCUUCAGUUUAACCGAAGAUGUCCACAGCUGGGCCGGAAUAACCGGGUUGAGUGUCCAAUUUGACCCGUUUUUUGGCUCGUCCGAAGUAAAUUUCGCGACCCGGGUGCUCGACGGACAUGAUAAGGUUACUUAUACCCGGAUUAGAAACGUUUCCGCGGUGGCGACUUUUAUCCCGGCGGCGAGGACGGGGACGAAUUUGGCGGAAGUGAGUAUGGAGGCGUGUUCCUAUGCGAAUAUUUUGGGGGCGGGGGGAGUGGGGGUUUUGUACAGUGGGGAGAUUUAUUAUAAGUCGGGGGAGGGUUUGUUGAGGGCGGAGGAUAUCGUGGAGGUGUUGGGGGUGCUGGGGAGGCCGUGGGUGGAGGUGGUGGAUCCGUACACGGUGAAGGGGGAGGUGAUCAGGGGGGUUUUGACGGGGAGGUUUGUGACGAGUACGGCGAUACAUGUGGGGCCGAGGGAUCUUAAUUUUGUGUGUUCGAGAUUUAGAUAG